GAUUAUUUAAAUAGAAUCACAAUCGAGACCGGAGAUCCAUCGACGGGCGAAAACCGCCGCAUACGUGCGCUGGUGGGCGAACGUGACAGGGCCUUACAGGAGCUGAGGGAGCAAAGAGAUGAUCUGGAGCGUAGCGUGGAGAGCCUCCGGGCAUCGUUCAGAAAACAUCAAGCAAAUGCUGAGAAAAAUAGUGAGGAGAUUUGGAAUCUGGAGUGCGCACUUCAAGAACUACGGGAGAAACUGAACAAAGCGAACUCAUCCACACAGAGAGCGGAAGCGGAGAAUAAGCGCACGCUAAAACAGCUUGUCUCUGCCCAAGAAACCAUAAAUUCACAGAGGGACGAGACAGAACAGCUGCAAAGCUUUUUGGACAAUAUGAAAUCCAAGCAUGAGGUUGAUAUU
Cantharellus anzutake is the source of this 402-nucleotide messenger RNA. RefSeq lists its product as uncharacterized. The record is from RefSeq and is a predicted model, not a curated record. NCBI's taxonomy places the organism in Eukaryota, Fungi, Basidiomycota, Agaricomycetes, Cantharellales, Hydnaceae. The annotation marks the transcript as partial. The transcript has 2 exons.